Messenger RNA from Bactrocera tryoni, 3746 nucleotides. RefSeq lists its product as uncharacterized. The transcript is spliced from 9 exons. NCBI's taxonomy places the organism in Eukaryota, Metazoa, Arthropoda, Insecta, Diptera, Tephritidae. The record is from RefSeq and is a predicted model, not a curated record. Bases 107 to 3424 code for a protein of 1105 amino acids.
UGAAUUCUCAAACAAAAUAAAAAAGUGUAAUUAAUAUUGAACACCGAACAACAUCAGCGACAAACAUAUUCGUGUCGCAUCGUGAAAGUGUGACAAAUAACAAGCAAUGCCUUUCAAAUGGAGCCCCCCACAACGUAAGAAACUUACCAAGGGGGGCUCCGAAGCAUUGCUCACUUCAAGCUCAUCUUUAACGUCAAAUACUUCGAAUGUAAAAAAGACCACCAACGCAACAAACAACACGCAACAGUACUUUGACGACAAUUACUUACAACUGAAGCAACAACAACAACAACACAACUCAGUACCACUAAAACUUGGCAACACGAAAUUUGCACUGAAGCGUGCAACAUUAACCGAUUCUAGUGCCAGCAGCUCAAUGCAAUCGUUAUGCUCAACGAAUUCCACAAAACUAGCCGAUGUGAAACGUGAAAAGGAUGAUGAAUAUGAAUUAUUGCAGAAAAUAGGUCACCAUUAUAACAAUUAUCAUCACACACAUUCUAGUGUGUUUGGACGAGGAGGUAGCAGUACCAGUUCGAAUGAGAGCUAUAGCGGCAGCAAUAGGUUCGGCGGUAGUUCGACGUCGAAACGUGGCAAGAAACAAAUGUGGGGUUCCCGUGAACGCGCAGGCAUGAGUUUUUUAAUUGUUAUCGCAUUCUUUGCCGUCUUCGGAUUGAUUGUACUGAUGGAGCUGUUCAUGAUCGACGACCGUUCGCACACCGGGAUGAUGGCGUUGCGCCAUGGCAAUAACUUUGGCUCACGUUCGGGUGAUUCAAUGCCGGAUUAUGAUAAUGUGAAGGAUGACUACGAUUUACUAGAUGAAAAUCUACUGACCGAUAGUAAAUUAGGAUUUGUACAGUUUCGUGAUAAUAAAUUAAAAAUUCAAGACGCUGAUGGCGAUGGAAAUGGACGUGUGGCCGGCGCACUACUCAAUGCCGGCAGUGUCUUGGCCCAGCCACAACGCGGUGCGGCCAACGCUGAUGGUGUUAGUGCGGUGGGAGCUGCACGACCAGCCGGCAUGGGUACACCCAUUAUACCCUGGGGUAAAAUAUUACCCGCCAAAGUGGAGGAGACAUUGCCACACUUUCCGAUUGGCGUGCAGCCAAAUGAUGGCGCUUGGCAAGUUGUCAACGGCACACGCUUCAAGUUCUUCGUCUUUUCGGCCUAUUAUGAUCGACGUGAUGGCGCGAAAUUGGUGCGCGUCAUAGGCGCGACCAAGACACGUACACCGGAGCGGGUGUGGUGUCGCUUUUGGUAUCCACAGCAGACGCAGCAGCAACAGUCACAGCAACAACAGCAGCCACAGCAUACGUCGUCGUAUACAUCGGCGACUGUGAUGGCGCGCGUGAAGGUUAUACGCGAAAAUUGGAACCUCAAAUACAGCGCCGUCUUUGUGCUCUGUCCGGUGCGACCCGCCGAGCUGGAAGUGCCGCAUUAUGUAAGCAUUGUGGCACGUUUACGCGCCCCACCGGGUAAUCUCCUACAAUUGCGCAACACCGAUUGGGAUCCUGACUUUGCGCAUCUCCGCAAACUACCGGUCGCUGCGGCGAAUAGCAGCGUCAGUGCUGCGCAAACUAAUGCAUCCGCGGCACAGCAUUUGCGUCAACGCCAACAACCACAAUAUCAUCGGCCUGUUACAAUGUCACCGGCGGCCGGUGCACAAUAUUUGCCAUUCGGUUUGCCCACCGAUGAACAGAUACCGGAUAAAAUCGCUGUCUGCGUGAAACCCUUCCAUUUCAAUUAUGAUCAGGCAUUGUAUCUAAUGGAAUUUCUGGAGUUCUACGCUCUCAUGGGUGUUGCUCAUUUCACAUUCUACAAUCACACUUUGGGUCCGCACGCCACUUGCGUGCUGCAACACUACAUUGACGGCGAUAUACCGAACACUUCGACAGCAUGGGAUGUGGAUUUGGCGGAAGUGAUGGGCAAAGGUGUUACACUAAUGGGACACGAUGCAGCUAAAGUGGACGCUGUGCUUAGUGGUUACUAUAAUCUUAAUAGCAACAACAAUUACAACAAAGACAACGAUGGCAACAAUUUUAACCGCAAAAUCAACAAUAAGAGAGAGCAUGCUGGCAAUCAAACGGGUGUGGCAAAUUCAGAAACGACACAACAAACACAAAAACAACAAACAAUAGCAACAACGCUUGAAAGAGAAGUAACCGGUGCAUUACAACCACCACCACCACCGCCACCAGCACCAGCAGAAGCACAGCAGCAACAGCAGGCAAAACCACCGUUACAAACAACAUUGCCACCGGUGAAGCGUUAUAAAAGUACACAGUACGCAAAGCCGACAAUUAAUAUUCUGCCAUGGAAUUUGCGUAUGCGUUCGCAAAAGGAAAUACGCACCGAGGGGCUUUUUGCGGCACUCAACGAUUGCCUCUAUCGUACAAUGCAUCGCUACCGAUAUUUAGCGAUGGUGGAUUUGGAUGAAUUCAUUGUGCCGCGCCACAACGACACGCUCAACGAAUUAAUUAACUCCCUUAAUCAUCGCUUCCGUUAUCGCAAUCUCGGCGCUUACUCCUUUCAAAAUGCCUUCUUCUAUCUACAAUUCCCCGAUGAUCCACUGGUGACACUGGCACACUCACAACCGCAGCAACAGCACAGUCGGGAGCAACAGCCGUACGCGCACACAAACCCAGGCUUACGCGCCUCAUUGGUGACACAACGAAAGACACGCAGACGGCUCAAACUUCAUCCUCAAAAGCAACGUUCUAAAUAUAUUUGUAAGCCAGAGUCGGUUAUCGAAGCUGGCAACCACUUCGUUUGGGAAUUUUCGCCAGCAAAAGGAUCGCUAAAUGUACCACCAACAGACGGUAUAUUGCAACAUUAUCGUGUCUGCGAAUUUGGCGGCAACGAUUGCAUUAAAACACCCUCGGUGGUGGAUCGUACGGCUACCAAGUACGUCAAUCGUUUGGUGGAACGAGUUGAGCUGGUUUACAAGCAUUUGAAGCAACGUUGCGAUCUGCCGCCACUACCGAACGAACCACCUGCGGAACAGCAACAACAACCACAAUCACAACAACAACAACGAAAGCAGCAAUCACAAAGUACAGGUGAGUUGUUUAAGGCAGACGUGAGCGCUAAAGGUUUAGAUAGUAAAACGAACAAUAAUAACAAUAAUAAUAACAACAGUCAUGGCGUAAGUAAGAAACGCGCAGCGCAUCAAAGCGAUGACGAGCGUAUAAAAACAUUAGCCAAUGUCAAAUCGAAACGUGACAACGAUCGUGAAAAUAACAGUAAUUUUAGAAACAGCGGAACAACGAUACACAAAACAGCAGCGUUAAAUAAUCUCAACAGCAUCGAUCCGACGCCCAGUGCCGUACAAAUGGAGUACAAAGUGAAGCGAAAGAAACGCAAAGUUGUUGUCUUCGAGCAGGACGAAGACGGUUUGCCGAUAGCGCGGCUCGAGUAUGUGGAUGAAUAAAGCGGGGGCGAAGCAUAGCACAAAUUUUAUGGAGCAAAUUGGUUGUUUUUAAAUGAGCAAAAAAAUAAAUUGUGAAACACAGGGUGGUAUAUAUAAAGCAAAAAUAAUUUAUUUUAAUCAAAUUUAAAUUGGCGCCUGUUAAAAGUUUUAGCGCUUAAGAGUAACGCUGAGAGUUUGCAAUUAGUUUUUUAAGGCAAUAUAGCGCAACUAGUACUUAAGUCUUAUUAAUCAAUUUAUUUUUAAGAAAAGUACAAUAUAUUAGAUUUUAUAUUGAAAUUUAUUUAGAAAUACAGAGAAAUUUAAUUGCAGCAGGAAAAUAUGU